AUGCCGUCCAGUGAUCCAACAUCGCUCCUGGCCGUUCUCUUCGUCACCAACUCUUCCUCCGGCACAAACCUCGUCUACCACUAUCCUCCCCGCCCCGAAGUCGUCGCGAGGUCCUUCACGCGUUCGAAGUCUUCCUCGACUACGAGUUCGAGUACGAGCUCGAGCUCAGAUGAAGGCGAUGCAAGUGAUUCAGAUAAUGGGCCAUGGGAUACGGUUCUGGGUUUCGAUUCUUAUCUGUUGGCGGAUCUGUUAAGUCCGCUGAGUGUUAUGUGUGAUACGAAGUUCGAGUUGGCGCUGGAUGAGUUGAUUUUUUUGGGACAUCCGUGCCAUGUGCGGCCGGAUGGGACUUGGAGUCGGAAGAAGCAUAAGAAGAAGGAGAAGGGCAAGCCGGAGACGAUACACGAGGAACAGAGUGAUGAUGAGAAGAAGGUUGGUGGGUUGCUGAUGUUCCAUUUGGUUUUCGUCAUGAAUUCUUUAAUUACGACAAAUGAGACGGAAACGAGAGCGGCGGUAUCGGAUAUGUACGAUCAUAUCGUGACAAAGAUGACGAGUGCCUUGAAGUUCGAACAGGCAAGAUGUGGAUACGUCGCACGCGAAUCGGAGAAGAUCAUGAGCCUACGAGAAAAGGCGACGUCGACGGAGACCUCGUACAAUGACCUCUGGCAGCAAAUCGUACGGGCGAGCAAUCUUGCAGCAACGAUGGCGAGUAUAUUCGACAGUAUCGCCGCACAUUCUGUCGCGCAUAUCAACGUCAACUCGGCGAUCGACCUAUGCCUACAAAUCCCGCUGGUCAUAUACUCGCCCCACCUUCCCGUCGACCCUGAUUCAUACUCGAUCAAUGCGCCGUUGUUGACGACGAGUACACUCGCGCUUACGUUCCACGGUUCGAUCCAGGAUCACUUGGACGUUGAGGAGAGUGUCGAUCCACUCAUCACCCCCCACUUCGGACUCCUCCUCGUCGACGAACCACAAAAGAUCUUACAGGAUUUGCCGCCGGCGGAUUCGAAUAGUGUAUUGGCACAAUUCGUCAAAAACGUCAAACCGACCCAAAGUUUCCUGCAAGUCGCUACGGGAAUGGGCGUACCCGUGAGAGAUGUCGUCGUUCUCGCCGGCCACCUCUGCCGCUGGCGAAGAGGGCGGGUGGUAGUCCCCCUCCACCCCCGCAACAUCUACAUCGUCUCCCCCACCGCCAAUAUGCGCAAACUAGCCGCGCACAUCCCACUCUUCAAACGGCUUUUUCCUACCCUCCCUUCCCUUCCCUACUUGUUGGCGCUUUUCUCGGGGAAACCGAGACCGUACUCGACGUUUAUUCCGACGAGGGAUCAUAGGGGGAUUUAUUUGGAGGUGCUGACGUGGCUUGUUAGGGAGAAUUGGGUGUGUGAGUUGAAGAAUUUUGUGUGGGUUAAGGUUGGGGCGGAGGUUAAGAGGGCGGUGAGGGAGCAGAUGAGGAGGGCUGCGAGGGAAGCCAAGGAUGCUAAGAAUAAGUCGGAAGCAGCAGAAGUUGAGGACUCCAUCAUCCCCGACCCCGCCCGCGCAACCUCCCUCGAACGCGCCUGGCUCGAAUACAUCGCCUCCACAAAACCUCCCGAGAUCGCAGCCCUCUUCGACCGAAUCGUCAAGUAUUUUAAUGGGAAACAUGCGGUGGAGAAGGUUGCGCUUAGGGAGGGGAUCACGCGGAGGGAGGUUAGGAGGGUGUUGGCGGGGAUGGAGGGGGAUAUGGUUGUUGUUAUGCAUUGGUAGGUUUAAGGGAGGGUGGUGGGGUGACGAUGGUAGAAAUGAUACCCGUGAUAUAACCGAAAUGCAAUCUAAACUCCGUUGAACGCCAUCAAUGCCAUGAGACUUCCUGUUCAUGCUUCACUUUUCCGACUCGAUGAAAGUGGAAAUCACUCGUCAACAAGAUGUAGAGCGUUUCGUAUAGGUUCGGGCCAUUGUAGUUUUACGAAUGAGAGUUUGUGAGUUGCUUUGCCGAGAACCAAAGCGAGGGGUAUCGGUCCC
This is a messenger RNA of Saitoella complicata NRRL Y-17804, 1995 nucleotides long. Its product is annotated as UPF0171-domain-containing protein. Gene Ontology annotation, cellular component: GATOR1 complex. The transcript has 3 exons. The record is from RefSeq and is a predicted model, not a curated record. Lineage: Eukaryota; Fungi; Ascomycota; Saitoellomycetes; Saitoellales; Saitoellaceae. Bases 1 to 1740 code for a protein of 579 amino acids. Gene Ontology annotation, biological process: positive regulation of autophagy; TORC1 signaling; cellular response to amino acid starvation.